This is a messenger RNA of Thalassophryne amazonica, 1133 nucleotides long. Its product is annotated as multiple inositol polyphosphate phosphatase 1-like. Gene Ontology annotation, molecular function: acid phosphatase activity; inositol phosphate phosphatase activity. The transcript has 2 exons. The record is from RefSeq and is a predicted model, not a curated record. The coding region runs from base 96 to 953 and encodes 285 amino acids. NCBI's taxonomy places the organism in Eukaryota, Metazoa, Chordata, Actinopteri, Batrachoidiformes, Batrachoididae.
CUUCACCAAAUUUAACUUUUUGGGGGGGAAUUCCCACAUUGAAAGAAGAAAACACCCAGAUUCGAUUUCUGCGCAGUUCUACUUUGUCUACCAUCAUGUUUAAUCCCGUCGUCUUUGUUUGCUCCGUUUUCUCGUGCUCUUUGAGUAUUUACGCAAAAACUGACGUACCGCUAAUCAGCGAAUAUUUCGGCGCCAGGAGGAGCUACGAGGAAGUGAACCCACAUCUGUUAGAGGACAUUCUUUCUGUAAACACGUCGAUUCUGCAGCCCAAGUCUCCUCAGUGUCGACAGAUCCACCUGACGGCUAUAAUCCGACAUGGAACCAGAUACCCGACGACCAAAAGCGUGGAGAAGAUGCAGGAGAUCCACCAGCUGGUCCUGCGCAACACUUCUGGUAACUCCAGCUGGCUACAUGAGAUCCAGACCCUGUGGAGCAUGUGGUACACUGUGGACAUGGAUGGAAAACUGGUCCAGAAAGGAGUGCGUGAUCUCAAGCAUUUGGCUGUCAGGUUGUCCAAACUGUUCCCCUCCCUGAUCUCUGAGGAGAAGCUGAGAGGUGGACUCAUCAAAUUCAUAACCAGCUCCAAGCACAGGUGUGUCAACAGCACUUUGGCCUUCAAGGCAGGACUGACCCAACUGUGGGCUAUUGAAGAUGAGGAGUUUGAGCAUGCGGUGAAUGACACUCUGAUGAGGUUUUUUGACCGGUGCGCCAGAUUCCUGCAGGAUGUUGAUAAAAAUCCGGCAGCUGUAGCAGAGGUCAACAAGUUCAAGACGGGGCCAGAAAUGAAGAGAGUCCAGGAGAAGAUUGCACACCAUCUGGGAGUGUUGCAAACCCUCAUCACAUACGGUCAUCUGCACAACGUUUACGACAUCAGGCAGCUGACUGAUUUGUGCAGAUCCAUUCACCAGAAUCAAGUUUGUUUUUGUGUUUUGUCAGAUUCACCCCCACAAUGAUCUGAUUCUGAUCAUUCUGGCAGCAGAGAUGGUUACGUUCACAUUACUGUUUAAAGUGACUCGACAAACUUUGUCUUUGCCACACCUUAAAAUUAAAAUUUUAAUCUAGAUGUUUCACAUUCGUGUUUUUGCAUAACUUGAAACAGAUUAGGCCAUUUUCUCAAUAACUGCAAUGACAAA